This is a messenger RNA of Truncatella angustata, 1377 nucleotides long. RefSeq names its product DnaJ domain-containing protein. Lineage: Eukaryota; Fungi; Ascomycota; Sordariomycetes; Amphisphaeriales; Sporocadaceae. The coding region runs from base 1 to 1377 and encodes 458 amino acids. Gene Ontology annotation, biological process: protein refolding. The record is from RefSeq and is a predicted model, not a curated record. Gene Ontology annotation, cellular component: cytoplasm. The transcript has a single exon.
AUGCCCGUCUGUUUUGCUGUCGACCCCGACCACUACGACGAUCUCGGCGUCCGUAAGGAUGCUUCAGCGCCCGAGAUACGGAAGGCCUACUGCGGUCUCGCAAGGAAGUGCCACCCAAACAACUUCGCGUCGAUCGUCUCGGACGAUCAGACGCGCGCGGCCAACGAAGACCGCUUCAAGGAUCUCGAGCACGCGUACGGGGUCCUGAGAGAUGAGACGAAGAGAGCAGUGCAUGACGAAAGUCUCACGGACAGCUACGUGGUCGGUUAUUUGACGUUCAACGGAUUCGAGGUGACGACUACGACGACGAUCCAGGAAGUGGUAGCCUUCCUGGCGCGAAAUGGCUUCCCUGCAUUCAUGAGGGAAAUCGGCCUUCCCAUCGAAGGUAAGAAGCUCUUUUUUGGUGGUCAGAUCUUCGAGAUACAGACGGAGGUACUGGGUCAGCCCGAAAGCGUCUUCGAAAAGGCCACCAGUGCUAGGCCUGUUCCCGAGACGCAAUCUACCCUUCAAAAGCCCGGCAACGAGGCUGAGGCUGCGCCCAUGGCCGCACCCAGCCCAACGCUCGAUCCCGGCGAGGCACCCCAUCAACAAUCGGGAUUCACCCCUACCAAGCAUAGCCAUGUGUCUCUCCGGUCGGCCCUGUUGUGCUUAUUCCUAAUGUUGAGCAUUCUCUUCGAAUGCCACAAGGCUUUCCCGAGGCUGACUCGUGUGUUUCCGAAGCCGAGUCAUUAUGAAGUCCUAAAUAUCUCUACGUAUGCAAGCGAUGACGAGAUCAAGCAAGCCUACCGACGGGCAGUCAAGAUGAACCACCCCGAUAAGGCACAUGGCCGAGAAGCUGCCGCGAAAGCCCUGGAGAACAUGAUAAUGAUCACGGACGCAUACGGUACACUAUCAAGCGAACUGAAAUGCGCAUACGACAGAAAUAUUGCGCAGUCCGCCAAUAUAAGUGAAUAUCAUCGUUGUCUCCUGAAAUUUCAAGCCAGCAGCUCUGAACGCCAGCGCGAGGCUGGUGUCCGCGCAAAAGGGGCAAGGGAGCAGGGAGAUGCGGCUGGGAAGCAAACACGAAAGGCUCGAGAUGCGGGGCUGCGAAGAUCCAAGGAGGGGUCUCGUCAGAGUAACUGGCAUCGUGCGCGGCAUUAUCUCAAAACCUUGGUGGAUGUCGCUUCUGAAGAGUCCGAGAUUGAAGUCGUGAUACCACUGUAUGUACGGACAAUCAUCAGCAAGAGUGCAGUUACAGCUGUGAGGGUACGUACUGGUGUGGUUGAGCUUUUGGACAGACUCGGCGAAGAAUAUCAUUGGAUCUGUUACAAGGACGAGAUUAUUCGACUGCUCGCCUUUACGGUCGGUCGAUAUCUUGGCUUUGAUUUAUGUGUGUGA